This is a messenger RNA of Mangifera indica (mango), 1624 nucleotides long. Its product is annotated as GTP 3',8-cyclase, mitochondrial-like. The coding region runs from base 457 to 1437 and encodes 326 amino acids. Gene Ontology annotation, molecular function: cyclic pyranopterin monophosphate synthase activity; 4 iron, 4 sulfur cluster binding; metal ion binding. Lineage: Eukaryota; Viridiplantae; Streptophyta; Magnoliopsida; Sapindales; Anacardiaceae. Gene Ontology annotation, biological process: Mo-molybdopterin cofactor biosynthetic process. The record is from RefSeq and is a predicted model, not a curated record. The transcript has 8 exons.
UAGGAAAACGGUAAGCGAAGUUCUCUUGGGGGUAUUGAUUAGAGUGGAGAUUUUUCAUUUUCAUCUUCUUAAUGGAAACGGAUGGAAAACAGCAAUUGAUAUCUCUGCGGAGAUAAAAAAGAGGACAGAGACGGAGAACGGAGAAUAGGAUAUUCAGCCCCAUUUCUCAACGUUGCCAUCCCUACCUUUUCCUUCUGUCCUUUGCCCCUUUGAGUUAUUUAACCAGCGUCCGUUGACCAAAUGAAAGCGGCCACCAUUAGGCGAUAUCAGCCUAAUAUCGCUAACUUCCGUCUGGGAUUCACAACUUUCAAUUGCUUCUCGGUUGAUUCUGAAAUCGGAUCCUAUCGAGCUACACAUGAUCACUUUAGCAAAAUGGUGUAUGCAACUUCGUGUGUUAGCCUUUCGGAAUAUCCUUAGAAUGAUAAAGACAAGGGGAAAGAGAAUCGUGUUUCUGAUAUGUUAAUUGAUUCAUUUGGAAGGAUGCACACUUACUUGAGAGUAUCCUUGACUGAGCGUUGCAAUUUACGUUGUCAGUAUUGUAUGCCAGCCGAGGGCGUGGACCUCACUCCUAGCCCUCAAUUACUGUCACUCAAUGAAAUUCUGCGCUUGGCUAAUCUUUUUGUAACUUCUGGUGUCAAUAAAAUCCGUUUAACUGGUGGGGAGCCUACUAUUAGGAAAGAUAUUGAACAAGUAUGCUAUCACCUAUCUAGCUUGAAAGGUCUUAAGAAACUUUCCAUGACUACUAAUGGACUCACCCUUGCUAGAAAACUUCCUAAGCUAAAAGAGUGUGGCCUUACUAAUUUAAAUAUUAGCUUAGACACAUUAGUACCUGCAAAAUUCGAAUUUUUGACCAGGCGCAAAGGCCAUCAGAGGGUUCUCGAGUCCAUUGAUGCUGCUAUAGAAGUUGGCUACAAUCCUCUCAAAGUGAAUUGUGUAGUUAUGCGUGGGUUUAAUGAUGAUGAGAUGUGUGAUUUCGUAGAGAUGACAUAUGAUAAACCAAUUAAUGUUCGGUUCAUUGAGUUCAUGCCUUUUGAUGGUAAUGUUUGGAAUAUCAAGAAGCUUGUACCAUACACGGAGAUGUUGGAUACAGUGGUCCAAAAGUUUCCUGGACUUAAGAGACUACAAGAUCACCCAAUGGAAACAGCCAAGAAUUUCAAGAUUGAUGGGCAUUGUGGUACUGUCUCUUUCAUCACAUCCAUGACUGAGCAUUUCUGUGCUGGUUGCAACAGAUUGCGACUUUUGGCUGAUGGGAAUUUCAAGGUUUGCCUCUUUGGUCCUUCAGAGGUUAGCUUAAGGGAUCCCCUUCGCCGGAAUGCAACUGAUGAUGAGCUUAGGGAAAUAAUUGGGGCUGCGGUCAAAAGGAAGAAAGCUUCACAUGCUGGGAUGUUUGAUAUUGCAAAGACAACGAAUAGACCUAUGAUACAUAUCGGUGGCUAAGGCUUGCUGCUGCAGCUUUCCCAGUGAGUCGUUGCACAAGGUCUCGGAAAUUUGCUACGUCAGUCUAUGAUUUCUGGAGCAAAUAUGUGAAUUACGCGAACCUUGGGUUUAAAUUUGUGGGAAUUUUUGUACAUGGACAUUGAUGGAUUUGAACCAUAACUUGAAACUAGACACAUUAAUUGGGUUA